This is a messenger RNA of Naumovozyma dairenensis CBS 421, 1161 nucleotides long. RefSeq names its product tRNA-specific adenosine deaminase (gene TAD1). Gene Ontology annotation, molecular function: RNA binding; tRNA-specific adenosine-37 deaminase activity. The transcript has a single exon. NCBI's taxonomy places the organism in Eukaryota, Fungi, Ascomycota, Saccharomycetes, Saccharomycetales, Saccharomycetaceae. The coding region runs from base 1 to 1161 and encodes 386 amino acids. The record is from RefSeq and is a predicted model, not a curated record. Gene Ontology annotation, biological process: tRNA wobble adenosine to inosine editing.
AUGGCCCAGGAACAUCAACUGGCUGACAGGAUAGCUGACCUUCUUCAACAAAAAUAUGAUACUUUAAAAUCUUCUUCAAAACCAGUUGCUAGAUCGAAUGGCAUUAAAGAAUGGACCGUCUUUGCUGGUAUUGUUGCUAUAAAUACAGAUACGAAUGAUCUUAGAGUUAUUUCUUUAGCGACAGGUGUGAAAGCUUUACCAAAUAAGGAAUUAGAAAGAAGUGGUGGUAAAAUGUUACAUGAUGGUCAUGCUGAAAUUGUAGCCCUUCGAGGAUUCAAUACAGUCAUAUUACAACAAAUUUAUCAGCUGAAAAAUGGGGAAGAAACUGAUUUGGUUAUACACUCUAAGGAUUCAGAGUAUUAUAGUUUUAAAUCUAAUCUGAAAAUUGCACUUUAUAUAUCACAGCUUCCGUGUGGUGAUAUUAGUAUGAGGAUGCUAAAAGAAAGAGAUAUUGCUCCCGAAGAACUUGCAAUAAAGGAUGAAGAUAGUAUUCAAUAUAUUAACCAGGACAAUAAGACAAUUUUACGAGGACGAUUGAAUUUCAAUAAGAAGGGAUAUGUAAGAACGAAACCAGGAAGAUUGGAUUCUCAACUUACAAAAUCAAAAUCUUGUUCCGAUAAAUUAUGCAUGAAACAAUAUACUUCAAUUCUGAAUUGUCUUACAUUCCAAUUACUUGAGCAACCUGUUUAUCUAGACUAUAUGAUUGUUCCCGGUAUGACAACAGAGAUGAAGGAAGAUAUUGAUCUAUGUUUUAAUAAACAAUUCGAGAGAUGUGUUGGAACACGGCAUGAAGUAUGUUAUUUAAGUACGAGUAAAGAGUUUAAGGAUACACGUAACACUAGUGAUCAGGAACCAAGUGCUAUAGGAGCAAUAAAAGUUUUCAUUGGGCAAGGCAAUAGUAUAGAACAAACAAUAUUGAAUGGUGUGAAGAACGGUUCUUAUACGAAGAAGAAUAAGCCAUUGAGGAAAAAUUGUGAAACUUUAGUUAGUCGAUUCUCUCAAUGGCAAAUUUUUAAAGAGAUCGAACCAAAAUAUUCCCAAAUGUCAUAUUUAGAUUUCAAACAGUCACAACAUGAACGUCGGAAAUUAAUCGAUUACACAAGAUCUAAAAUGUCCCCUGAUGGAUGGAUUUCCACACAAGAAGAUGAUUGCUUGCCAUAG